Messenger RNA from Tigriopus californicus, 1373 nucleotides. RefSeq names its product homeobox protein engrailed-1a-like (gene lms). Gene Ontology annotation, biological process: central nervous system development; regulation of DNA-templated transcription; neuron differentiation. The transcript has 4 exons. The record is from RefSeq and is a predicted model, not a curated record. Gene Ontology annotation, molecular function: DNA-binding transcription factor activity, RNA polymerase II-specific; DNA binding. Bases 124 to 1272 code for a protein of 382 amino acids. Lineage: Eukaryota; Metazoa; Arthropoda; Copepoda; Harpacticoida; Harpacticidae.
UGCCUCGUUUACGCUCGGCCAAUCACAACACCGCGGAGGAGGAGCUCUUCUCUUUAAGAGAAAAGGGGGAAAAUUCCCUCAGUCUCAGUUGACGCUUCGUCAAGCCUCGUCUCAUUGCCGAUCAUGGCUAAAUUUGAAAGUGACUCCUCGCCCAGUGGUCCAGUCAGACGUUGUUCCACCAAUGGAUCCCGGUUUUCCAUCGACAGUUUACUCAAGACCAAACACCCAGAUUCUGAGCUGUUAGAGCGGGAACGGAGGGAUGGCAUUCCCGGUGGAAAUGACACGUUUCCUUCGGAGACGGGUAGUGGAUUGGCUGAGGCUAAUCCGGCAAUCACCGCGGCCUUGUUCCAAAGGUUCCCGUAUUCGGCCUUGAAUCGCAAUCGAGAAGAUUUUGGCGAAGGGCCUCUGAGUAUGGGCCAAUUUAACGAAAGGGUACGACAUGGACGGGAUAAUCAGACCCAGUCACCCCCGGGCAUACUGCCGUCAACUAUGAGUAUCCCUGUGGAACAACGCAUGGAGAAGGGGCCGAUGGGCAAGGAGGAUGAGUCAGGCGACGAUGAUGAUGAAUCGAAUGGCUCGGCCGAUGACCGAAAGAAAAGGCCUCGAACAGCCUUCACUGCAGCCCAGAUCAAGGCCCUGGAAUCGGAGUUCGAGAGGAACAAAUAUUUGUCCGUCUCGAAGCGGAUGCAACUCUCAAAGCAACUCAAGUUAACGGAAACACAAAUCAAGAUCUGGUUUCAAAAUCGACGAACAAAAUGGAAGAGAAAGUACACCAAUGAUUUGGAGGUCUUGGCUCAGCAAUAUUAUUCGAAUUUGGGCGUUUUCGCUCCAAGGCCCAUUUUCGUAGGAGACCGGCUCUGGCUUUUCAAUACUCCCAAUGGGACUCCAGUGCCGUUCCCAAGUCAAGGUCCCCUACCCGCCAGUGGAUCGCCGCACCAGCAGCCUCACGGCAGUCCGCCCCAUCACGGAUUAUUCCCUAUGAACUCCCCUCAACAAGCUGGAUUAGGCUGUCAUGGGACAGCGUCAGCUGCUUUAAUGCAUCAGCAUCAAGCCACUUUGUUAGCGGCGGCCGCGGCCGCUGCCCAUUCUGCCGCCUCAGAUCGGCCUUUGCCCCCUUCGUUUGAGCCCACGUCUGCGACCUCGUGUAUGUCUGGCAUCCGACCACUUUUGGGAUUGAUGCCGCAACUGGAGACCUCGCCAGGGCGACCCAGUUCUAUAACUCGCGUGUCGCCGCAAGCCGAUGACAUGAUUUCUGUCAAGGAGGAGAACUAACUGGAUUGAUGCAACGCCAUGAUGGUUGUUUUGUGGUGAUUGAUUUUUCAUGUUUGAUGAAUUUGCCUCUAUUUGAAAGAAUAAAGCACAACAUGUCGAGA